Molecule: messenger RNA, 2893 nt
Organism: Anneissia japonica
Lineage: Eukaryota; Metazoa; Echinodermata; Crinoidea; Comatulida; Comatulidae
Exons: 8
Coding region: 45-2111 (688 amino acids)
Source: RefSeq, a predicted model, not a curated record
UGUUGAUAACAAACACAUGUGACACAUGCAGUAAAAUAACAGAUAUGAGUACAAAAAUUAAAUUCCCAACAGAGAAGGAGAAGGCAGAAGGACUAAUUCUGGAUUAUGCUUUGGAUAAUAAUAUGUACCCUGUUAUUCAAGCUUUUACAGCUAAAGGCCCUCAAUAUUUGUUGGCUUACCGAGAAAGCGCCAUACCAGAUGGACGUAUUUUUUCACCAACAAUCCAUGCGAUAAUUGAACGUGAAGACGUGCAACAUUUCCAUAAAGUCAUCAAAAUGCUGAAACUGAUGUAUGGAAAACACCCAGAAGCAGUGCCUAUACGCAAAUUUUCAAAAAUUUUGACCAUAUUGAAGAUGAAGGUAAUGCUUUAUGUUCUUUCAAAAGAAUCUCAGUUCAGUAUACUUUUCUCUAAAUUGGAUGAGUACUUUCCAGUAAGGGAAUUUGAUACCUGCAUACCAACUAGCGUGAUUGAGAAAGAAUAUAUCCAGUCGAUUCAUAUGACUUGUAGGCGAGCUUUCGGGACCAUCAUUCUUAGCCAAUCAGACGAGAAGAUUCAUGCUAAAGAAUGCCUGGAGAAAAAGUAUGGCAGGAAAUUUAUGCAAAAAUUUCAGAGUUCCAUCAGAGACUUUCUGCAGAAAUUCAAAGCUUGUCUCCCAAUACCUAUUCUUCAAGAGGUUGUUAAUGAAGCACAAUGCUCACAGUCAUAUAAUCAUUUGUCAGUGUCGCCAAUCUCUUUACUGGAUUCAUUGUUCUUUAAAUGUUCCCAAAGUGCACCUUCAGAGACCUGGUUGCUAUCUGUCUUGGACAAGUUAUGGAGCAGUGAUGAUAAGUACAAUGACCAGUCAGAAUAUGUGGGAGAAAGCCAAAUAUUCAAUUUCCUUUGCUUAGGCUCAUCGAUGUCAUCACAAGCUACUCAAGGAGGAAGCGUGGUCAGUCAAUUACUCUCUCAAUUAGAUAGUGCCAGUCAGAAUUUUCUGAAUGAAAGCAGUGACUCGUCACCUAAUGCUACCAGUCAGAAUGUUCUUUAUAAAAGCAGUGACUCAUCACGUAUUGCAAAUUCUCCUUCACUAUUGAAAAGAUACAAAGAGGAUUCAAAUAAAUGUUAUGGAGAAUUGGCAGACAGUGUAAGAAGUUCUGAGAGCAGUAAAUCCACCAGGAUUUUUAGAAAGACCUGGGCUGAUAGCAUAAUGUCACAAAAUGAAAGAUUAGGUAAUGCGACAAUCAAGGUAUCUGGGAAUGUUGAUCUUCGAGAACAGAAUGUACCAGAGAAUACACAUUCUCAACAGCCUAAGGAACAUGUGUCAAAUAAUGAAGAUUCAUUACUUGAGUUUAACUUUAACGAUGGUAAUCAUGAGGCUCAGCACAACAUGUCAACAUCAUCAAUCCAGAAGACAUUUUUCUUUGUUCUAGCUGAUGGAACGGACCACACGUCAGAGCAUCCAGUGAAGCUGUUUGUCACACCAAAAAAUAUCUCAAUGUCAAACGUUGUUGAUGUGUUGUGCGAGGUUCUUGAAACAUGUACUUCAGAUAUUUGCUCCAAAUCACAUGACGAUCUUCCUAUGAAGAUGCUUAAUAACCCUGAGCAGUCUGGAAGAUUUGGAGAAAGUGAUUUAAAUAAUCCAGAGGAAAGAGAAAGUUUGUUUGAAUUCUUCAACUGCUAUUCAGAAGAUGAGCAGAACCCAAAUGCAAGUAAUGACCCAAGUGUAAAAGAAAGCGAAUCAUUGCCAGGAACCUCAGAAACCAACUUCAGUCGUUCUAGAAAAGUAGAUCCUGAGGAUGGCACAGAUUUGGCCCUGCCAGUGCGUGGUCAGGCUUCUCAAGCAACUGGACACAUUCAUUACCCAAAACAACUGGCAGAUGGGAUUGAGAAGCCAAGUGAACACCAACUGGAUCUAGAUAUUAACAAUACAAACCUUGAUGAAUUAUAUUUGAGGUUCAGCCCAGGAUAUGUAUCAACGCAAUUUGGAGAUGUCAGUCUUGAUACUAUAGAACCUAAGGAGAACAAUGAUGAUAAUGAAGGAAAAAAGACUGGCCAGUUGUGGCGCCAUAGAUGUGGUAGAACUACAGAGCCACUUGAUUUGUCAGCAGUCAGUGCAGAAAUGUCAUUUUGAGGACAAAAAAAAGAAAGACAUGGUAAGUUUUGAUAUUGAGUCAUCAAUUAUCUGCCUUAACCGAGUUUCAAUCACUUAAAUGUUGAUGCAUUAGCUAUGUUAUAGUUCAAUGAUACUAAGCAAUUACUAUACAAUAUAAUGUUACUUGUUUUUGUAAUAAAUUUCCUACUUCACUGCAUCAAUUAUUAUAAUGCACUUAGACCAUCUAUAAACAUCUGUUUCCAUUAUUAUUAUUAGGUGUACUGGAUGCAAACUAUAAGAUUAUUGGUGUCAUGUUUUCAUUUAUUUUCAGAAAUUGGAUCAAUGAUGUUUCUUAACUUCAAGACCAUAGCACUGUUACUCAAUCUUUUAUAGACUUAAAAAUGUAUAUUCCUUAUACAAUCAAAUCAUUUUUGUAUUUAAGUUUUCAAUAUGUCGGCAUUCUGAAGCCGCGGUCUGUACGGCAACAUAACGAAUUCAUAUAAUUUGCUAACAAAAAUGAGAAAUAUUUCCUUAAAAAAUAUUAGACUACCUGUAUGAAGUAUAAUACUUCAAUAAAAACCAAAAGUAAAUGCUUCAUCUAAAAAUUAUAUUUUCAAUAUAUUACAUAUAAUUACUAAAUACUUCUUUUUGACCAUCUAAUUUAGUGGUGUACAAACACAAUUUCAGAAAUACUAAGAACAAUAUUAAACUAAACACACACAAAAAUAAUUACUUUUUUUGUUUGAAUACAAAAUCUCAAAUUCAAUAAGUGAUAUACAAUAAUUAUUAGAAAAAUACACACUGUUCAAAGAGUAUUAAUA